Molecule: messenger RNA, 3534 nt
Organism: Chara braunii
Lineage: Eukaryota; Viridiplantae; Streptophyta; Charophyceae; Charales; Characeae
Source: the annotation of a GenBank genome assembly
UCUUAUAGACUGUCACCUGCUCAGUCAACUUCCCGGUCAGAUCUCUAAAUUGUUUGACCAGCAGCUUGUGGUUCUGUGCUUGCCAUUUGGCUGAUGCUCUCUGGGUUUGUUGUUGACGUCAAUCUUUUUGGUUACAGCCUUACAGGUUUCCAGAUUAGGAAAAAGAGUCAGCUGCCGAGUGGUGCACACGCUCUCGAUCCCCAUCUCGAUCGAAUGUAGGGAACAAUUUUAGAUCCCGAUUGGGAGAGAGGUGAGUUCCAAGAAGGAAUGUGCAGGUCGUCAGGAUCUGACAAGUUUUUGCAGGAGUCAUGGCGGAUGUUCAGAAGCAUGUCAGUACAAACACUGCACAGCUGGAAUCCUUCCUAAAGGAYYUACAGGAGAUGGAACAAGUGAUGAGGCGUAAGCAUUCUAAAGAUGGACAACAGGGGAGAACAACACAGGAGCCASCCCAGAUGAGUGCGGAGGCGAUUCAGGAGGAAAAGAGGGAGGGGUCGUCAUCGCCGCCRCCGCGGAGUGCCGCUGCUGUGGCACAAAAAGCUAACGUUAAGUCCAAUGGCGCAAAGCACAUGUUGGACCCAGCCCAGAUGCGCCCGAAGGUGAUUCAGCAGGAGAAGAGGGAGGGGUUGUCACCGCAACCACCGCAGAGUGCCGUUCCUACGGCACAAGCUAACGUUAAGUCCCAUGCCGCAAAGCACACGUACGAUCAUUACCACAACAAGUGGGCAAGAUUUGAUGUGGAUGCAGCCCUUGCUGCAAUCGACGAUGAGGACAAGGAGGGCAAAGCUGUGUCCACUGAAAAGAUUUCUCCAUCGGGGGAAAGAGAAGGAGUUGGUGCAAUGAUGGCGGGUGGAGUUGUCUCCGAGGCGAGGAGUAGGGAUGCGAAGGGCAGUGGCCAUCGUCUGGGAGGCAGCAAGCGCGGACCUGGUCUGAUGGAUUCUGUUCCCGUGAAGGCAGAUUCUGUUCCUCGGACAGCUGGUGGGUUGUUGCCGUUCAAUGCGAAAAGAGAAAAGAGUGAAUCUGUGUCAGGCGACAUGGUUGCCCGCAAGGGACACGCUCCUCCGUCUGCUUCGUCUCCGACUAUUGGAGCGUGGAGAGGCAGCAGUGCAGCGGCAGGACCAGAGAUGGUUGGCCCUAGAGCUGGCCUGUCGACCACCGACUCGGCGAGGUUGCCGUCGAUGUUGCCGUUGUCCCAUCUGAAAGGGACAAGAACGGGAGCCCUUGAGAGCGGUCCAGCCGCCAUGCUUAGCAGGCUUGCUGACACCGCUGACUUUGACGAUGCAUUACCAGAUGCGGCAUCCGAAAAGGAUAAAGGAAAUGAAUUCUUUCGGCAAGGACGGUACCCUGAUGCGAUUGAUUGCUAUUCCCGGAGUAUUGCAUUGAGGCCCACUUGCAUCGCUUACGCCAACAGGGCGAUGGCGCUUCUGAAACUGAAGAGGUACAGAGAAGCAGAGGAAGACUGCACGGAGGCAAUCGAUCUUGAUGACAUGUAUGUGAAAGCGUACUCGCGCCGAGGAUCUGCAAGAAAGGAGUUGAAGAAGUACAUAGAAGCUUCCCAAGACUUCGAGGUCGCGCUCCGUCUUGAACCGGAGAACAAGGAGCUGAAGCAGCAAAUGGAGUCUGUUCUGCCCUUUUGUGAAAGAGAGAGAGGGGUUGGGAAAAAGACUAGUCCGGUCGCUGUCCAGGAAGGCUCUACUCGUCUGAGUCCUGCUGCUGUCGCCACCUCUGCCCCUGCUUCUCGGAGUGUGCCCGCCUCCUCGUCGCUACAACCUUCAUUCAUCGGCAAUGCCGCAAGAGGAAGGGCAGGCUCUCACACAGCAGUUGGAUCGGAAGCUGCGUCAAGAGUCAGAAUAACUGAGCUCUCUUCCGAAGAGCGAGGGGUAAGCUCGAGCACGGGGAAAGUGGGGGGAGGAGCUGGUGAGCGGGAGGCGAAGGCUGUGUCUUGCGUGCUUGCUGACGAAGAUUCUGUGAAGUCGAAAGGAAGUGAACAGAAAGCGAGGGGAGGAGGCGGUGAGUGCGAGGCGAAGUCCAUGUCUGGCGUGCUCGCUGACAAGGAUUCUGUGAAGGCAAAGGGAUGUGUCACUGAACGAAGAGCAGGGGGAGGAGGCAGUCAGCAGGAGACGAAGUCUGUAUCUGGGACUCUUGCUGAAGAAGAUUCUGUGAAGAGAAAGGGAAGCGAGGGAGAAGUGAGGGAAGGAGGUGGUGAGCAGGAAACCCAGUCUGUGUUGGGCUCUCUCGCGCAUGAAGAUUCUGUGAAGAAGAAGGGCACUGAACAAAUGUUGGAAAAGGCCAGAAAGACAACAGCGGCAGCGGUAGCCGCGCAGCGGCAGCAGGCUGUCAUGGGUUCACAGGCAAUGGCAGCUCGUGCCGCGGCAGCGGCAAGAGAGACAGUGGCCAAGAAGGUGAUUGCCCCCAAGACAGCCUACGAGUUUGAGAACGUCUGGAAGACUCUGGCAGAUGAUCGGCAAGCGCAGGCUCGAGUCCUUCGGAUGCUGGACCCGUCGACAUUGCCAAAGACCUUCAAGGAUGCAUUGAGCGCCAACCUGCUUUGCGACAUUGUUGCAGUUGUUGAUGAAUGUUUCCUUCCCGGCGAUGCUGCCAGGGGCAUUGACAUCCUUGAAAAUCUCCCAAGCGUCGGUCGGUUCGACAUCACAAUGAUGUUCUUGACGAGCCAGCAAAAGGCCAAACUCAGACACGUGUGGGAGGAAUCGGCGAAAUCUGCAGCCAUCUCAACUGAGCUGCAGGAGCGUCUUCGGUCCGUUCGUGCCAAGUACCAUGUGUGAGUCCAGAUGAUCGCACUCGGAGAGGUGGCUGUAAAUUGAUCGACGGAAGUGGUUGUGAUGCAUAACCAGAGACGGAGAAUGCUGUAAAUCACAUGCACCAUGUCCAAGGACCCUUCUCGCACGCUAAGCGAUAGCAACGAGAUAGCAACGAGAUAGCAACGAGAUAGCAAUGAGAUAGCAACGAGAUAGCAACGAGAUAGCAAGGACCCUUCUCACACAUUAUGCGAUAGCAGCGAGAUAGCAACAAGAUAGUGACGAGACAGCAACGAAGUAGCAAGGUCCCUUCUCUGACUUCUCACACAUGACGCAAUAGGAAUGAGAUAGCAAGGACCCUUCUCUCACGAUGCGCGAUAACAACAAGAUCGCAACGAAGUCGCAAGGGCCCUUCUCUGACUUCUCGCACACUAUGUGAUAGCAAUGAGAUAGCAAGGACCCUUCUCGCAAGCUGCGCGGUAGCAACGAGAUAGCAACGACCCUUCUCGCACGCUAAGCGAUAGCGACGAGAUCCCUUCUCACACACUAAGCGACAGCAAUGAGAUAGCAACAAGAUACCAACGAGAUAGCUGCAACGAGAUAGCAAGGACCCUUCUCACACGCGAUAGCAAAGAGAUAGCAGCGAGAUAGCAACAAGAUAGCAACGAGAUGCCAACGAGUCGUCACCUGUAGAGGCAAGCCCCUAGAAAGUUGAGCACAAUGGGCCUCGCUCCACUACUCGCACAAAUCUGCAAAUUGAGAAUGAAUCUCUCGCUGGAAC